This is a messenger RNA of Notothenia coriiceps (black rockcod), 601 nucleotides long. RefSeq names its product collagen alpha-1(XII) chain-like. The annotation marks the transcript as partial. The record is from RefSeq and is a predicted model, not a curated record. The transcript has 3 exons. NCBI's taxonomy places the organism in Eukaryota, Metazoa, Chordata, Actinopteri, Perciformes, Nototheniidae.
UCUGACUAAAUUCCUCCUUCCUUUUCUUCACUUAAGCGUAUGAAGAAGUGAAAUUACCCUGUCUAUUAGUGUAUAGAUUUUGCCUAUAAUUCCUUCUCCUUCUGACUAAAUUCCUCCGCCUUUCUUUUGCCCGUCUCGCCGUCCUUCGUCCGUCCCCACUCAGGUUUCCCCGGUAGAAAGGGAGACAGAGGAGACUCAGGUUUCCCAGGACCAGCGGGGAUGAAGGGGACCCCCGGCGUGCCCGGUACCCCUGGAUCUCCGGGGCCCCGAGGACCCUCCGGACCCCCCGGACCGGGAACUAGAGACGGGAUCCCAGGAACACCGGGAAGAAAGGGUGAGUCAGGUUUCCCUGGACUGAUGGGCUUCCCUGGACUCCCGGGACGUCCUGGAUCUUCUGGUUUUCCUGGAGGGAAAGGACAGUCUGGAGGACAGGGUAGAAACGGACUCAACGGCGGCCCCGGGUACUCCGGAGCGAAAGGUGACAGAGGAUACCCCGGCUCCCCCGGUCUGCCCUCCCCUCCGUUCAGAUCAGAGUUUGCAGAAAAAGGAGAACCAGGAAACAACGGAGGCAGCGGCCUUCCUGGUUUCCCCGGACCCAGAG